Molecule: messenger RNA, 1329 nt
Organism: Colletotrichum lupini
Lineage: Eukaryota; Fungi; Ascomycota; Sordariomycetes; Glomerellales; Glomerellaceae
Product: galactan 1,3-beta-galactosidase
Exons: 4
Coding region: 1-1329 (442 amino acids)
Biological process (GO): carbohydrate metabolic process
Molecular function (GO): hydrolase activity, hydrolyzing O-glycosyl compounds
Source: RefSeq, a predicted model, not a curated record
AUGCGUCUGUUCAACGGCCUCGCCUCCCUGCUCGCGGGCGCGGGCCUCGCGCAAGCCACGCUUCAAGUCGUUUCCGGCGGGACAUGGUCAGCGACCAACACAGGCCGCCACAUCCAAGCCCACGGCGCCGGCGUGACAAAAGUAGGCUCGACGUACUACCUCAUAGGUGAAGACAAGACCGAAGGGUCGGCUUUCCAGAACAUCAACUGCUACUCCUCGACCAACCUCGUCGAGUGGACCUAUGUCGGUGCCUUACUCUCGCGCACCACGGCGGCGGGCGACCUGGGGCCCUCCCGGGUCGUCGAGCGUCCCAAGGUGAUUUACAACAGCGCGACGAAGAAGUACGUCAUGUACAUGCACAUUGACAGCAGCAACUACGGCGAGGCCAAAAUCGGAGUCGCGACGAGCGAUACGGUGUGCGGCAAGUACACGUAUCUUAGUAGUUGGCAGCCUUUGGGGUUCCAAAGUCGUGAUAUUGGGUUGUUUCAGGAUGAUGAUGGGUCUGCGUAUUUGUUGACUGAGGAUCGACCCAAUGGUCUCCGAAUCAAUGCCCUGAGCUCGGAUUAUCUCAACGUCACGCGCAACGUCUACCUCUGGCCCGAUCACAUCGAGGCCCCCGCCAUCUGGAAGAAGAACGGAUACUACUUCAUGUUUGGAAGCAAGCUUACCGGCUGGGACCCGAACGACAACGUAACGCCCCUGGUCUUCCUGGGCAACCUUCGCCACCGUCGGCUCAAAGACGUACACCAGCCAGACGACCUACAUCCUCCCGCUGGGCGACACGGCAAUCUACAUGGGCGACCGCUGGGUCAGCACGAACCUCAUGCGGAGCACCUACGUCUGGCUACCCCUCGCCAUCUCGGGCACCACAAUCACCCUCGCCGACCGCGUCAACUGGACGCCCAACGUCGCCGCCGGCACCGGGCCGCGGGGCCCAGCGAGACGUCGUACGAGGGCGAGUCCGCGACGCUCGCGGGCGGCGCCAAGAGCGUCGCGUGCACGGGGUGCAGCGGGUCCGCGGCGGCGGGCUACGUCGGAGGGUCGGCCGGCGGGAGCGUGACGUUCUCCGGGGUGAGCGUGCAGGCUUCCGGCAAGACGACGGUGCGCGUGAAGCAUUUGAAUGGCGACACGAGCCAGCGGUGGGGCACGGUGACGUGCAACGGCGUCUCGCAGACUGUUGGCUUCCUGCCGACUUCUGAUGGGAACACGCCCGGGAGCAGCUCCGUGUUCUGUAGCCUUACUGCUGGGUCUGCAAACACCAUCAAGAUUGCCAGCUCGGAUUCGUCAUGGGUUGCUGACAUUGACCGCAUUUUCGUGCCGGUCAAUUAG